Molecule: messenger RNA, 2547 nt
Organism: Trichoderma asperellum CBS 433.97
Lineage: Eukaryota; Fungi; Ascomycota; Sordariomycetes; Hypocreales; Hypocreaceae
Source: RefSeq, a predicted model, not a curated record
AUGGGAUCUGUUUCUCAAGAUAUGGCUCUGUCGCGGCCUGCCCUUGGACAGGAUGUACAGCUAGGUAUGCUGUACGAUGUACGCACCUCUCAAUUCUUCGCUGGCGUUUCGCUCUGGAACAAUGAUGUCGUCAAUGCAAAGCAAGAACUAGAUGAACAAAAGGUCCAGAACGCCGAUUAUAACUUCUCUGCCACAAGCUCAGCGAAGUAUCUGAAUGAUAAGAAGUCAAGCACACAUGAGGCACCUGUCGACGUGUCGUGCAACGUUGUGCGUCGCACCCGCCGCAUCCCACAGGAAGUCUUGGUGUCUAUGAAGUAUGAGAAGUAUCUUGCUGACCCUAGCUACAUGCGCUUCGUUGCUGAAGUGGUUGAGGGUGGAUGUGCCACCCUUAGCUUCAUCCAGCCCUGUUCAACUGCCGAGGAAGCGAAGAAGAUUACGGGCGAGCUUAAGGUUAGCGCUGUGAAAAUUACAGUCAAAGGCAGCGCCGAGGUGGAAUUCUUGGAGCAGAACGAGUCUGUGUUUGAGAAUGUCAAGAUCUCGUACAGCGGUGCAAUGGCCGAGAACGUGUCCAGCAUCCAAGACGCCCGCCGCGUCGUAGCGACGAUGCCGACAAAUCUGGCAAAACGGCUCAACACGCUCCAUUAUAAGCUUCUGCCUCUUUCGGUGCUCGAAACUAAGGCGAACCGCCUUAUCCGUAGUCUUGAUACUGGCCUUGUCACCAAGACAGCUGCGGCACUUCAGGCCGGCAUUAUAGUAGCCCUCGGGAUCAAGGGUUUGGUGACGCAAGAAGUGUUCCAGAAGCAAUUUCCAGCGAUAAAGCGUCAGAUCAUAAACUUUCACACUGCUUUUUCAGCAGCUGAGACUCAGUUCACAAAGAACGCACGACAUGAGAAUGCCAAGAUUACCGAGCUCCAAGAGGCUGUCGCUCUCUUCCAGCAGCGAACCGAGUUUGCUAAACAGUUCUUCACUAGGAAAUACACUGAAGCCAGUGCUCUUCGCGCAACAGUUGCCACGCUGCUGGCCGACAACUUCGAGGAUCGUCUCGGCGGGCUAACACCCCAGUCGCUGAUUGACGGUGGAGCUCCAAGACUACUAUUAUCUUUUGGUGGUUGGUCCCUCAAUCGGGCGCGCCAAACACCCACUCCAGAGGGAGAGCAGGAUCCCGGAGAUGACAACGAAUCGGAUGACGAAGAAGAAGAGUGCCCUACGCCAACAGCGAUUACUGGCAGCCCCAGGCGUCACCGUCGCUUUGGAGUAGCAAGCAUUGAUGCUGCAUAUCGUCCUGGAAAAUCGAAGAAAACCAAGACCAAUGUUGGCGAUAUUGUUUUGGAUAGCCAUGGUAAGCUUCUCAUUAUUACUGGAAUGCUACCCAAGGCCCCCACGGCUCCGAAGCUGACAGUUGAUGGCCAACCCAUCACUGUGAACUGGUUCCAAAAAUGGGAGAAGCUCGAGCAGCUGGCCAUGCCAACGACAGGCUACACAAUCAAAUACAGCCGUAGACUCAAUCCCUCCAGGGACGGUGCCUUUCCUCGGGCAAGCGAAAACGAGGCCGUUACUGGGGUCAACUACACAGCUUCCGAAACAAAAGCAAUACUUGGCUCGCUUUCAGACGGCUGUGACUACGAAAUCGCAGUUAGCGUUCAAACAACUGUGGGAAUGUCGGCAUGGAGCCCCAUUGUCGUGGACCACACUGCCAAGAUGCCAUCUGUAGCUUCCGAGAUGAUCCAUUUCUUGAACAAGAAUAGGGACAAGUUAUCAGAAGCGACUCCGGAAAAGUCUCUUAAGCCAGGUGACAUCCCACGAAGCAAGCCGUGGGGCCUAUAUUCUCCCGGCAAAGGGAGUGGCAAGGAUACACUUUCUCUUGGCCUCACCGAAGUGGCGCGGCGCUAUAGCACAGAAAACCGAUUUCAAGGCGAGAUUGCUAUUCGCAUCGUCGACGUCGCCGCAGACUUCAAGCCCAAGAUCAAGGCUGCACCAAUAGAAGCUCAAAAUAAGACUGUAGUGGUUGUGUUUGCGGGCACCAGUGGCCAUGGUAAGAGCACGCAGAUCAAUGCCUUCAUCUCAUACCUGCUUAGCGGCGAAGUCGACGAUCUGGCACGUAUUUUCGUCAUCGACGACUGCAGUGCCAAGCAGUCCGAGUCCGUGACACAAAUCGUCACCUGCUUCCGCAUCCGACCACUAUCAUCACUUUUCCAGGGCAAAACGCUGCUCAUCGUCGACACGCCUGGCUAUGGUGACUCCUGGGGCGUUGAACGCGAUGCUUUUGUCACAACGACCAUGUCCGAGUUCUUCAAGACAGUCGAUCACGUUAAUGCCAUCAUCCUCACCUAUCGUGCCAACGAGGUCCGCAACACGGUUCUCAGCCCUGUGUCGACGUAUGUGUUCUCGCUCUUUGCCAAGGAUGUUCGCAGCUGCCUGCGCACCGUCUACACCUUUAGCGAUGCCGGGUCCCCUCUCGCUGACGGCGCCUUGCAACAGCUUGGAUGUUGCCUACCUUGGGGAUGGACAAAUAUAUAUGGAUAUUCUCUACCAUUCUACAAAAUUUAA